AAACAGGUGAUGCUAUCUGUUUCGAAAUGUUUUGAUUACAUUAUGUGUGUAGUAAAUUUUAAUAUAGCUUAAAUUAUAACAGAAUGUCACUUAACGAACCGAAAAGACCAUAAACUUCUCAUUUAAUCAUUGUACUAACCUCUGGUUAGAUUUUGUAAAGGUCAUUGGAAUAUGCAUGUACAAAAUAUUAAAGGUUAAAAAUCCAUUCACAUGUAUAAUGUUUACUAAUUCAUCAGUUCAUGAAAGAAUUUUGAGCUCCAAUCUGAAAAUGACAUGGUAAGAGUGUUUUAACAUUAAGUUUGAGUGUCACUGUAUACAAAUAACGCCUGUUGUUAGAGGACUAAUCUGAUAAAAAAGUAAUAAGCAUUUCAUUAUUUAUUUUAGGAAAAAAUCCAAGAUAAGUGACAACAUUCUUUCAUCUUGGCGCGGAUUCUUAAUUUGAGAUGACAGUUCAGCUAACUUUUGACAAUAACAUUUUGAAAUGCGUUAACUAAUAAAGAAAAGUGUCAAAAUAAAUUUACACGAAUAGAAUAAAAAUCAUAUUGUGCGAAAGACACGAAUAGAAGAGCCAUAUUGUGUGAAAGAAAGAAUGAAAACAAGCAACAGAUCGAUAUUUGAGGAACCACUUGAUCCAAAUGAAGGAAGCUCAUUGCUGUUUAUGGAGCUUUAUGACUUGGUGGUCAUAUAAAUGAAUAGCGAGAUUUCAACCUUAACUAUGAAGUGGAUAUUGAAAACUUCAACCAUCCGUAAAAAGAAACAUGUAAACAGAAACAUGUUUACAUGUAUAAAAGCUAAGUGUUUGCAAUCAAAGAGAUUAACCUUUAGUUCGAGUUUCGAUGUGACGUGACAAAUCUACGACACUUUAUAUCGGCAAAGUAAAGAUGUAAAGUCACCCUCGAGAAUUUAAACAAUUGUUUUCUGCUUUGCUAAUUAGAAUACAUCUAUCUUAAGUUUGUCCCAUCAAUCUGGUUGACUCGAUAAGUAUUCCAAUACUUCCGUCAAUAUCCUAUUGCUUGUGUUGUUACGUCUGUGUGUAUGUUUAAUGAUUGUAUCUUGUGUAACAUUUGCAAUAAAAUAUUCUUAAACUAAUCUGGUUAAGAUCAUUUUCAGAUUUAUAACAUGCGUAAUGAUGUCUAAAAUAUAUUUUUAUAUUACUGUAGCUCCAUAUCAUUCUAUGGACACCUUUUUUAUUUAGGAUAUUAGUAUGUUUUUUAAUUGUAUCGUGUAUUUUUGCGUUCUUAAUGUUAAAUGAUUUGGCGUUGCUUUCUAGCAGAUAUUCAAUCUGGCGGCGUUUCAUUAAUGUGGUUUUUAUGAGGGGACAACUAGGCUUUUCAGGUUAGUACAUGUGAAAAAAUGGUAGUGUUUUCCUGAUCAGAUAUCCAUAGUGACAAUUCGGUGAGUGCACAUAUUGUUUUCUUUCAUUGGCCAUUCUACCAGAGUUGUGAAUCUCCGCCCAUAUAUCCUCACAUCCACAAUCGCCUGCAAUCGUUUAUUUAGUGUCUAAGGUUUUACCAGAGCUACCGGCAGCAGUUAAUUACUAUAGUGCAUAUAUUAAAAGUUGAGACUGGACUUCAUUAUUGUUGUAUCAUACGUAUUUUUAUAACUUCAAGCUUCAUACGCGUAUUUCAACAAUUUGAAAAUAAAAUAUAGAUAUAUUCUUACAUCGGCGAUUACAUUUACAUUUCUGAACGAAACAUUUAACAGUGAGUAUAAAUUAUCUUAGUUAGACCAUUUCCUGUGCAAUGAUUAUAGCUUCUAUUCAAAAUUCUAUAGAAAAUUUGUUGUUUUUAUAAGUUUGAUAAGGAGAGUAACAGCGUUAAAAUAUUUUUUUCUGAUGUAAAUGCACGUGUCAGCACUGCAUUUAACGCACACUCAAAGUCUUGAAUGCGGGCAUCCUUCCGCAGGUUUUUCGCAUGCAUGAGCAUCAGAAAAAGCAAAUCCUUUAAUCUUAUCACAGGCUGAUGUUUUUUGUGUUUUACUCUUAUUUCACACCAUCACCAACAAGGUAAAGCAUUAUUCCUUUAAUAAUGGGCAAUAAAAUCAAAAUAAUAUCGAGUAUAGAAACGAUUUAAAAGAGUUGGCAAUAAUUUAAAUUAUAUAUCAAUGUGUAGACUAGACAUGCAAGAAACAUAACAAAGGAAUAUAUUAAAGUAAGAGAAUUUAUAGCUCUUUUUUAUUUUUCAGCAAUCUGUAUCAACUAUCUCAAUAAAAUCAACGCUUCGAUAUGAUUUUCACGAUAUACUUUGGAAUUUCUGCAGUGUUUACUGCAUCUCUCCAAGAGCCCAAUUCUCAUCCAGACAACGAUGUUAUGCGCAUGUCAGAAGAGUCCAUUCCACCAGAGUUAACACGUGCACCUCCUUUUGUUGGUUUUUCAACAUCUACAGAGAUUUCUCGAAAACCGUACGUUCCAUCAGAGCAUGACAAUGUCGUUCCAUUGACUAAACAAGAGAACUUUACCUCUACCCAACUUUACGACAUGCAGACAAUGACAACAACAGCAGCUUCUUACAACUUAUCUGGCGCAACCGCUUUUCUUCCUGAUACUUUAAGAAAACUUAAUUCAUUUACAUUCAACAUUCAGGCGCCAAUUGAAACAAUGAGAACGUUUUGCCCGCGCACUAGCACUUGUCAGUUGGGGACGUUGGCAGAAAUGCACGAGAACAUUGGCGAAUAUUGUUGCCUACCUUGUGAUUGUUCAGAUAGAUGUUUCGAUGCUGGAAACUGUUGCUUUGACAAAACGAAUGGUUCUCAACAACGUCAGUUAAAUGAUUCUGUAUCAGAUAUAAGAGAAACUUGUGUCAAGACUUUCCUGACUGGGAGUUAUUACGGUAACAUUUACAUGAACUCGAGUUUCCUACUCUUUCAGACAUGCGUAGAUAUUGGAGACGAACAGACGACAAUGAAAUGUUUGCAGCCAAAUGUCUGAGAUGUCCCCGGUCUUUAGUCACAAUACAGACAGACAUUAUAGAAAUAUCUAUUGUGCCCAGUGCAACAAUGACUCUUGGAAUGUCACAGGGUGGCAAACUCGUUUACAAUGCAAAAACGAAUCUGUUACUGUUCCGGAAUUCAAAAUAUCACAUGACUUUUCACCAAGUUUAAUGAUCGCAAUGAAUCCCAACUGUGUGAUGUUAUGGAGACCAUCGAUAACCGAGAAGAAAGUGGCUCAUUGCUUAACUAACUCUGACAUCGUGUCAGAAUGUAACAAGCCGGGACUGGACAGUCUGUGUCAGAAGUACUACUUUCCCGUAAAGGGAGGAAACAAGAUAUUCCGAAAUAUUUUUUGUAUGGAAUGUCUGUUUCCCACGAAUCUUACAGGGAAAUAUCCGUUUUGUGAUCGAUUGGGAAAUGAUAUCUUGAAUAUGAAUUUCAUCUUAAUUAUGUCGAUGGAUGGAUACCCAAACGAAAUAUCUCAGCUUGUCACUGCCGUGAAGAAAUGUUCAUCAGGCAGGAAGUACAAUAAAGAACUGGAUGCUUGUAUUCACCACACCUGUCCAGUCACAGAAGUCAAUGCCAUUGACGGUUGCAUACCUUUGUUUUCAGAAAUAAGUGGUUUUAACAUGGAUUACAGGCUAAAGGUUUUACACCCAAAGCAAACUCAGUUGCUGUUGGAGUUACUUCUACCACAAGUUGAAGAUACUUUAUAUGCCAUUGAUGCAAAUGGCGAAAUUUUGAAGUCUGAAAUUUCUGGAAUGAAGACGGAGAUUGAUUUUGUUGAAGUCAAUGUUAAAAUUGUUAAACACGUGAACAUUCGCACAAAUAUAAAAAAACUUAUAUUUUGCACUUGAAAGUAAUAUUACAGCAUAUAAUGAAAAAAUAAAGAACGAUAACAGUUCGUUCAAACUACAAAUUGAUACAACAGAGUUUGAACCUAUGCCCGUUGGUUACGCAUCUUUUGCCAAAUUCACCGACCUUGGAUCGACAAAAUACCGAAACAAAAUUGCAUUGUCCAACAUGCAGUUCUGUGACACCAUUACUUUUCUUGAGAACGAGUUCGUGAUGUAUGACAAUGGAAAUGUCACAGUGGGUGACGUUAUGUUCGUUCCAGGCGAGUUCAUCCUUAGGCAAAUGGCUUAUGGAACUAUAAAAUCCGUACAAAUAUGUUCGGAUCAUUACGUCUCCAGACACGCUGAAGUCACAAACCAAAAGUUUUCAUCAGCAGCAGCCGUUUUUGCUAAAAGAAAUAGCGGGCUUGUGUUCUUUUUGUCUGUACUGGCUUCACAUGCUUCAAAGUUAUUUAUGUAGAAAUGAUACGAGUAUAGAUGUUGUGUUUUAGUUCACCAUA
Molecule: messenger RNA, 4282 nt
Organism: Mercenaria mercenaria
Lineage: Eukaryota; Metazoa; Mollusca; Bivalvia; Venerida; Veneridae
Exons: 2
Coding region: 2919-3785 (288 amino acids)
Source: RefSeq, a predicted model, not a curated record